Penicillium samsonianum is the source of this 1668-nucleotide messenger RNA. RefSeq names its product fungal specific transcription factor domain-containing protein. Bases 1 to 1668 code for a protein of 555 amino acids. Gene Ontology annotation, biological process: regulation of DNA-templated transcription. The record is from RefSeq and is a predicted model, not a curated record. Gene Ontology annotation, molecular function: transcription cis-regulatory region binding; DNA-binding transcription factor activity, RNA polymerase II-specific. NCBI's taxonomy places the organism in Eukaryota, Fungi, Ascomycota, Eurotiomycetes, Eurotiales, Aspergillaceae. Gene Ontology annotation, cellular component: nucleus. The transcript is spliced from 4 exons.
AUGCCUCCGAUGCUUGCAGCAGAACAAGCAAUGUACGCUGUACCUGCCAUCGCAAAUGGCUUCUGUCGAAACUUCUACGAGCCUGGCAGCUUCGCGUUCAUUCAGCCCUCAACUGCAUGCGCAACAACCUCAAAGCAGAGCACCUUUUACUUGGACAGUUUCGCUCCGAAAUGCCCAAUUGUUGUGUUUCCAACUGGCACAACAGCUGAGCUUUUGCGAGAGACCAAGCCAUUGCUCUUUCUAUCCAUACUCAGCAUCGCUUCUGCUGGAUACUGCACCGCCACCCAGCAGAGAGACUUGGCAAUUAAGGUCAGGCUGUAUCUGGCAGACCGAGCGAUUGUUCGGGGUGAAAAGUCUAUCGAGCUCGUUCAAGCUCUUCAGGUCGCGUCUUUUUGGUAUAGAGCACCAGAUGAUUUUAAGCAGAUGAACCUGAACCAACUAGCUUCUAUUGCCACAACUAUGGCCAUAGAUCUUGGUUUGGAUAGGAUUGAGGUAUCAAAGCCAGCUGGCAGAGCCAAGGAGAUGUGGGAUCGGGUGGAAGCACAGCGUACCUGGCUCGGUUGUCUUCUUUUAUCUGCAAGACGGCCCAAUUCGCUCGCCUGGAACUCGCAGUAUGAUGACUAUGUUGCCGAUUUGCGACGGACCAAAGCAUCCCCUACAGAUGAGUUCCUUUGCAUCAUUGUAACAACAGAGUGUAUCUGCCACAUCGUGAAUCAGGAGCUAUCUCUAAGUGAUUCAGCCACUUCGGCAUCAUUAUCUGACCCGAAAACAUUGAUAAAAAUCCAAAAUCACAAGUCUCAAAUCGAAUCCCUGCCUCUCGAGAAAAUACCCUCUAUGGCCAAAUGUCUGGUUGAAUUUGGCAGAUUUGCUAGCUUGUUGUAUCUACAUGAGUUGGUCUUACAUGUCAACCACAACAUCGAUGAGUUCAAGGCACCUUUUAGUGUGAGGUCCUUGGAGACGUGCAAUUUCAUCGACAUGCACGAUCUCGACCAGUCUCGCAUUUUGAUGCUUCGCGCUAUCAUACAGGCGGCACAAGGAUUGCUUGAUAAUUUCCUUAGGUUAUCCACGUCCGACAUGAUUGCUUUACCACCGCAUAUAUAUGGCGGCCGCGUAAUAUAUGCAGUGGUACUUCUGUUGAAAUUACACAAAGCAAUCAUGUCAUCGGGGCGGGCAAUAAGCGAAUAUCUUACUGCUGAUGAAUUACGACUGGAAGUGUACAUUGAACACCUCGUGCUCGUUUCGAAGAGCCUCAUAACAAAAGAUGACCGCAGUGCUCUGAGCAGGGCAUUCUUUGUUAUGCCUCAGUUGAAGCAGUGGUUGCACAGUCACCAACCCAAGACCUCGCCUGGAUCAGACGAAACUGAAAUGGCAGAAGGUCUCCCAUUCCAGACCAGUGAUGGGUCAUUGAGCACUGCGAUACAACCGCCGAUGACAACUCUCAGUGACCCUUCGACCCAUACGCAGACGCCAACAAUAAUCAAUCUUGAGCCAUUGGAUGGACUUGGUCAGUCUGGCGUGCCUAUCCAACCCUCCAAAGCUUUUGACGACCUUAUUGUACACAAUGGGGGUACAGGAUUUGAACCAAAUCGGCAUGAACUGGCAUCUGACUCUUGGUUUUGGGAAUUCUUCAAUGUUGACAUGCUCCAUCAGAAUGCCCAUUCAUCAUGA